Molecule: messenger RNA, 5097 nt
Organism: Polistes canadensis
Lineage: Eukaryota; Metazoa; Arthropoda; Insecta; Hymenoptera; Vespidae
Gene: da
Product: transcription factor 12
Exons: 14
Coding region: 493-2772 (759 amino acids)
Biological process (GO): regulation of transcription by RNA polymerase II
Cellular component (GO): transcription regulator complex
Molecular function (GO): RNA polymerase II cis-regulatory region sequence-specific DNA binding; protein dimerization activity; DNA-binding transcription factor activity, RNA polymerase II-specific
Source: RefSeq, a predicted model, not a curated record
UUAGGUGCUACUAGAAAUUUCAACUAGACUGUGCUCUAUGUGUCAUUCGAUCGAUAUAUUUAUUUCGUAUCUCACUCGAUCUCUGUAGUAUCGAGUUUCUUGAAUGUAAAAAAAAACAAAAAAGAACAAGGAAAGAAAAAUUGUCAAAGAAUAAUGACCCGUUCGAACGAGAUACUCGAAAGAUCGUUGAAUUCGCAUAAAUCAGAAAGGAGGUAUCUGUACGACGUUAUCGGAAUCCAAUACGAAAGAUCAAGGGAUCGUUUUAAAGAACACUGGUGAAUCCGAUUCUCCUCCAGCAACAACAUAAGUGUUUAGACAGUGUGUCGAAGAAAACCGGUUAGGGAAAUAUGUAUGUGCCAACAGAUUUCGCGUUUAACUUCGAACGUAUGGAUAAAAUAGUUCACGGGAAAAAGUGGUGAUAUAAGAGAGAAGAGUAGAGAAGAAAUAAAAAAAAAAAGGAAAGAAAAAGAAAAAAAAGAUCGACAAACAAAUAUGGAUCGAAGUUUCAAGAACAACAUGGACUUCAAGAUGAAUCAGCAAAACUUUAAAUUGAGUGAUUUUGGCCUCGAUAGUAAAUUAUCAUCCAGCGUACAUUCGAAAGUGAUUCGUAGUUCGGUAAGGACCGGUUGUUCGUGUUAUUCUCAAAUCGAAUCGGUUCAAAUCCGAGGGACAUUUUCGAAUAACGGUGAUAGUGAUAGUAAUAGUCUUGCACAAAGUGGGACCAACGAACUAAACCUCUCUAGACUAGCUUCAAACGUAGGAAGAGGAUGUGGUAUCGAUACUUCGAUCGUUUGCAACGAUCAUUUUCGAACUUCUUCGUCUUCGUCUUCUCCUUCUUCUUCUUCUUCUUCUCCUUCUUCCGCUUCCUCUACUUCUACCUCUUCUUCUUCAUCCUCAAGUCAAGCUCGAAAGAUUGGCCAAUCAGCGAGUAACCUAUUCGUCGAUAGCUUUCAAACUUCCAAUCCAAGCAACAACAAUCCUAUUCCUUUAUCAGGAACAACUAGUUCGAUACUACAAGGAAACGUUUCUUCGAUCCCUUCGCCGAAUUAUUGGAAGCAAUAUGGCGGCCAGGAGAGCGGGUAUGGCUCGGACGAAUUCGGACAAGACUCUCCGAGAUAUACCUCGCCAAAAGCUGCGGCCCUUUAUGCGGAUCCAUAUUAUAUCGAUGGAAAUGCAGCGGGUACGGGUCCUGGUGAUCCAUGGACGGGAGGUGGCGGUGGCGUUCAACCCCCGUAUAGCGGAUACGCUCCCCCUCACCUGGCUCAACCAGCCUACCCCAUGCACCUACCCCAUGAUCCCAUGGCAUACUCAUCGAUGUCACCGAACGGCGAACCAGCAGCGCCAAUCCUUGGUUCGGCUGUAACCAGUGCGGCUUCCCUUCCGCCGAUGUCGACAUUCCGGGGUAGUGCGGCUGUUGCGGUAGUAGCAGCGGCGAACAGUGGCACUGGAGCACCUUCUCCAGCAUCUUUGCAAUAUAGUCAUAGUCCUGGUGCACCAACCACUGCACCAUCGGCGCCAAAUGCCGCACCCACCAACAAUCAACAACCACCUACGGGGGACACUCUUGGCAAGACUCUUGCCUCUGUAGUGAGCACAAGAAUCUAUCCCACGGACCAAUCAGUAUCGAGUUACAGCAGUAACCCAUCCACUCCAGUUAGUUCACCACCACCUUUAACGGGAUCGGCACCAAGUUGGGCACCUGGUGCUGCACCAGUAUCGCCACAUUUUACGGCAGAUCCCAACCGUGGCACUAUUCACAUGCCGGCGCCUGAACAGCAGAGGCUAGACGAUGCCAUCGGCUUCCUUCGCGACCAAGUCGAGUUGGUACAGGGAACGCGGAUGGAGGAACGAUUGGACGAUGCCAUAAAUGUUCUCAGGAACCAUGCAGAAAGCCAAUUAGGCAUUCACUUAGGACCUGUUGGUCCUCAUGGUUCUAUUUAUUCUCACACAUCACCACCGCAGUUGGAUCAUUUGACAAGUCCACAUCCUGCGGUAACGGUAGCGCAACCACCGGGUUCAUAUCCUGGUCUUACACCAACACCCGACACGGACGGUUCUAUUAAAAUAGAAAGGUUACCUGUUACAAAUGCCAAAUACAUCUCUUUAGAAAAGAGAAAAGAUCCACCGGACAGUAGCGGCGGUGAAACAAAACCUUCGAGUAGCGAAUUAGCAGCUGCUGGUGUAAUUGGUACGGCGACGGUUAAUUCGACGUCACAAGGAAAAGGAACGAAAAGGUCGCGCAGGUAUUGUUCGAGUGCUGACGAAGAUUGUGAUGAUCCUGGCACCAAAGCGGUGCGUGAAAAAGAACGUCGACAAGCCAACAACGUUCGUGAAAGUUGUUCGAGCGCUGAGGAUGAGGAUGACGACCCUGAUGUGAAAGCGCAAAGGGAGAGAGAGAGGCGACAAGCAAAUAAUGCUAGGGAAAGGAUACGUAUUAGGGACAUCAAUGAAGCUCUAAAAGAACUUGGAAGAAUGUGUAUGACACAUUUAAAGACAGACAAACCUCAAACGAAGCUUGGUAUCCUCAACAUGGCUGUUGAAGUUAUCAUGACACUUGAACAGCAAGUUAGAGAACGAAAUCUUAAUCCAAAAGCAGCAUGUUUGAAAAGAAGAGAAGAAGAAAAAGCAGAAGAUGGACCAAAGUUACCUGGUCAUUUAGCUGCGCACAUAACACAUCCACAUCCUCACCCUCAUGCACAUUCUCAACCACCCUUUCCCGCGAUGCCUGGUCCACCACCUUCCCUUCAACACAAUCCAACGCAGCCACAGUAGCAGCGGCUCUGCGGCGGUAUCAUCCUGUGUUAAGGGGUAGAUACACCUUAAAAUUGGCUAGUCUACAAAUAUGACUUGCAUGUACUUAUCAAAACUUUUUUCUAUCCUUAUUGGCUAAGUAUGCCAAAAUAUAAUAGUAUUAUCUCGAUUGAGAUUUAAGUUUAUCGUCCAUUGUUCAGUAUUUUAAUAGUGACUUAUGAUUUAACAUUAAUGGCACAUAAUUUUCUUUUUUACUUUUGAAAUACAUAUAAGUAUGUAACAGAUAUGUAUGAAAGACCGAUUAUAUGAAACGUUACGGUUAUAUGAAACGUUCAAUGAGACAUAUGUACCAGUAAUGGAUUAAAUAUAAACAUUGCACAAAUUUAUUUUAUGAUUUAUUUUAUAAAAUAAUUCUUAAAAUAAAUCAUAAAAUAAAUUUUCGUUAUUAUUUGACUUAUGAUAGUCCACUAUUAUAAUUACCGGUACAUAUGUGAUCUUUUAAUAUUUUAUUUGAAGCCAUUAUAUAAGGAAAGGAAAAAGUACCGAUUUGAACUAAGGCAAGCAUAGAAUAGGUAGUCUUAAGAAGCAUCUACCCCUUUAAGGCGGCUUGAAAUUAUUUUUAUAAAUAGCAAGAAAACAAAGGAAUAUGGUUCCUCUCUUUCGAGAUAUAAAAAAUUUGUAGUAACGAUCGAGAUUUCACUAGCUCGAUUUAAGCCCCGUUGUCGGUAUAUAUAUUGACUCGCUUUUAUGACCUAAUAUAAAUUGAACUUACAGAGAAUCGUGGAAUUGACGGUGUUUAAAAUAAAUCGACUACACGGUGAUCAUUAUAGUUUUCAAUAUCACUUUAAUAGAUAAUUAUUUACAAUUUAUGGAAUGCGCUAUUUUGUAAAUUUUAAUUUUAAUGCUAAAAGUAUCAGCCUACUUUUCGGUCGCUGAAUAAACUUUCUAGAUUAUAUUUAUGCAGAGAUGAUAUUUACAAAUUUAUAUGAAAACUCAUUUAAAUUUAAUGAUUUGAUUUAUUGACACAACAUCAAAAGUAAUUUAUUCUUUAAAAUAAUAACGGCACAUACCGAAGUGAAUACAAUUAUUGAUGUAAUGAUAGUCUGUUAUUUUCUAUUUCUUUGUUUCAAAGCUUGCAUAAUAGAGAUAUUAUUAUUUCCAAAGAAACUUGGAAAGAAUUUAUCGGCAUAUCGAUUGGAACUGUGAUAAAAUAGCAACAAAUAUUAAGGAAUGUGGACGUAUGCAACAGGUAUGAUAAACUAAUAGGUCAAAAAAGAUAUUUUACAUUAUGUAUGAUUUUUUAGAAACACUGCCGGAUAAUUAAAGUUAAAUGUAAUUAAAUUGAACGAUUUCAUAUUUCAGUUUCAACACAGUCAUUAGAUUGCUCUAGUUCCAUUAUGUUCACGAAUGUCGAUAAAGUUGCGGAUUCUGUGAUGGAAUCGUUCGAAACAGGAUUUAAUUUUAUCAACAGAAGUGAUAAAUAUUAAAAAGCUACAUGUUUUGUGAAAAAUACACUAAAGCCAUAUAAUAUAAAGAAACUUUUCAUAUUACAAAGAAUCUUAUUAUUGGAAGAUCCUAACAAAAUAUAUAGUCUUUGUAAAUAUGCCAUAGUGUUUCACAAUUCGACGCUUUAUGACACGAAUUAAGGUAUGAAGAAAUCAACAAUACAUAAUGCCGAUAAUUAUGAUAGUGGAUUGAAAAGGUGGACAACAAAUUUUGAAAUUUCUUUCUCGUCCGCUGUUUUCAUUAUUAAAACGUAUGUAUCCAACACUAACUUACUAAUGAUUUGUUAAUUUAUAUGAAUAGGCGUCUAUAAAACUGUUGUCAAUGAUUAUGUAAGAUUUUCAUUCAAAACUGACUCGAAGCUUUUUUUCUAUUUAACAAAUUUAUUUCAAAUUGUUUUAUUUCUCUUUUCUUUUAUUUUCUACAUGACAUAAUAUAUGAUUUUUAAAUGAAUACUUUUUAAUUUUAUUUGUUUUUUAUCACUGACUACAUAAAUUAUUUUGAAAACAGAAUUUAUUUAAAAAAUUGUCUGUAAAAAAAGUUAAAAAGUAAAGUCAGAGAUCUAAAUCUAUUUUAAUAUUAUUAUAAUCAGUGUUGGAGCAUGUCAAUUGGGAUUAAAUUGGCGUCUUCCGUUUAUUCCACUGUUAUUAUGGCUAGUAUAAAUGUAUGUGAGAAAAUUUUCUAAUACAAUAUAAAAUGAAAAGUUUAUAAAAUUUUCAAUACUGACAUUAUCUUUGUUAAUAGGAAACCAUAAUUGAUUAGUUAAAUGAAAUGCAGGUUUUCCUAUCUCGUAUUUAAUGAAAAUGUAAGCAGUUUGUAUUAUAAAUUAUUUUAUUAGAUAAA